CGCGCGCUCUCCCUCCAGCCAUGGUGCCUGCUGGCGCGCGCCCUGCCCCCACGCGUCCUGCUCUGUUUUUAGGGGACUGGCAGGCUUCGCCUCGGUCCUCCUGGCUGGCGUGCCUCCUCCCCCAGAGCUCUUGGCUUCGCUGUCGCUCCCAGAACGCGCGGAAGCUCGCUGUUGCUUUAAAGAAAGCAGACUCCUGGCUGUGACGCACUUCUGGCUGUCAGCCAGGAAGAUUGCUUCUGCCUGGCCGACUGAGAAGAAACCCAACAACUUUUCUUUUGUGUGUGGGGUUACUUUCCACUGCUCCCUCCCUUACUCCUUUCAAGAUUUAAAUGUUAAUGGCGGAUUAAAACCUGUAGAUAACGUUUGGCUUUAGGAGUCCGGUGCAUUGGAGUGACCAACUGGGAUCACCAAGAUGACACUCCAUGCCACCCGAGCAGCUACACUCCUCGCUUGGGUGAACAGUCUGCAUGUGGCUGACCCAGUGGAGACAGUGCUGCAGCUCCAGGACUGCAGCAUCUUCAUCAAGAUUAUUAACACCAUCCACAACACUGAAGAGGGGCAACAAAUUCUUCAGCAGCCUAUGCCAGAAAGACUAGACUUUGUUUGCAGUUUCCUACAGAAAAAUUGGAAACAUCCCUUGUCUACACAAUGCCUGGUGUCUGUGCAGAAAGUGAUGGAGGGGUCUGAGAUGGAAUUGGCCAAGAUGGUAAUGCUGUUUUUAUAUCACUCCACCGUGAGCUCCAGAAACCCCCGGGACUGGGAACAGUUUGAAUAUAGAAUUCAGGCUGAGUUAGCUGUCAUCCUGAAGUUUAUGCUGGAUCAUGAGGAUUCAUUAAACCUUACUGAGGACCUAGAGAAUUUCUUGGAGAAAGUUCCUUACACCUAUUCCAGUGCUGUCUCUGAAGAGCUUUCUCCACCCGGCCACCAGGCCAAGAGGAAGAUUCGCUUCCUAGAAAUACAGAGGAUUGCUUCAUCUUCCAGUGAGAACAACUUCCUGGCAGGUUCUCCAUCCUCCCCUAUGGGUGACAUCCUGCAGACCCCACAGUUCCAGAUGAGACGGCUGAAGAAACAGCUGGCGGAUGAGAGGAACAACAGGGACGAGCUGGAGCUGGAGCUAUCAGAGAGCCUCAAGCUCCUCACUGAGAAGGAUGCACAGAUAGCCAUGAUGCAGCAGCGCAUUGACCACCUGGCUUUGCUGAGCGAGAAGCAGGCAGCCAGCUCUCAAGAAUCCGGAGAGGUUGAGGAGCUCCGUGGCAAGAAUGAGAGCCUUACCAUGCGGCUGCAUGAAACUUUGAAGCGGUGUCAGAACCUGAAGACAGAGAAGAACCAGAUGGAUCGAAAGAUUAGCCAACUUUCUGAGGAGAAUGGGGAUCUUUCCUUUAAGGUGCGAGAGUUUUCGAGCCACUUGCAACAGCUGCAGGGGGCCUUCAACGACCUGAUGGAGGAGCACAACAAGGCUUCUCAGGAGUGGGCGGAGAAGCAGGCGCAUCUGGAAAAGGAGCUCAGCACAGCCCUCCAGGAUAAGAAAUGUCUUGAAGAGAAGAAUGAAAUCCUUCAGGGAAAGCUUUCCCAGCUGGAAGAAAGAGCAACUCAACUGUGGGAGAGCCCAGCCAAGGAGAAGGGUGAGGUGCUGGGUGAUGCCUUGCAGCUGGAAACCUUGAAGCAAGAGGCAGCCAAACUUGCUGCAGACAACACCCAGCUCCAAGCCCGAGUAGAGACACUGGUGAGUGAGCGGGGCCACUUUGAGGAAGAAAAGCAGCAGCUGGCCUCCUUGGUCGCUGACCUGCAGAGCUCCAUUUCCAACCUCACCCAAGCCAAGGAGGAGCUGGAGCAGGCCUCCCAGGUUCAGGGGGCUCAGCUGACUGCCCAGGUGGCCUCUCUGACAUCACUUAAUACCACCCUGCAGCAGCAGAAGGAUCAAGAACUGGCCAGCCUGAAAGAACAGGCCAAAAAGGAACAGGCUCAGAUGGUCCAGACCUUGCAAGAACAAGAACAGGCCGCCCAGGGCCUCCGGCAGCAGGUGGAGCAGCUGAGCAGCAGCCUGAGGCUGAAGGAGCAGCAAUUGGAAGAGGCAGCCAAGGAGCAGGAGGCAGCCAGGCAGGAUCUCGCCCAGCAACUGGCCACUGCUGCGGAGGCUCGAGAGGCCUCUCUUAGGGAACGGGAUACUGCUCGCCAGCAGCUGGAAACAUUGGAGAAGGAGAAGGCUGCCAAGCUAGAGAGUCUGCAGCAGCAACUUCAGGCUGCCAAUGAAGCUAGGGAUAGUGCACAGUCCUCGGUCACACAGGUCCAGCGGGAAAAGGCAGAGCUGAGCCAAAAGGUAGGAGAACUCCAUGCCAGCAUUGAAGCGGCCCACCAGGAACAACGUCAGGCCCAAGCUCAUGUGACAGAGCUAGAGGCCCAGCUGAAGGCUGAGCAGCAAAAAACAACUGAGAGAGAGAAAGUGAUCCAGGAGAAGGUCCAGCUCCAGGAGCAACUCCAGGCCCUUGAGGAGACUUUGAAGAUUACCAAAGGCAGCCUUGAAGAGGAGAAGCGCAGGGCUGCAGAUCUCCUGCAGGAGCAGCAGCGCCGAGUUGCUAAGAUGGAGACAGAGUCCCGAAGCCUGAUGGAGCAGCAUGAGCGGGAACAGAAGGAGUUAGAACAAGAGAAGGCUGGGCGAAAGGGGCUGGAGGCCCGGUUACAGCAGCUUGAGGAGACUCAUCAGGCUGAGACUGAAGCCUUGCGCUGUGAGCUGGCAGAGGCCACAGCCUCCCAGCAUAGAGCCCAGAGUGAGACUGAGCAGCUCGUCAGGGAGGUUGAGACCUGGCAGAAGCGGUUUGAAGCUCAACAGCAAGAGGAGGCUAGAUACAGUGCCCUGUUCCAGGAACAACUGAUGGCUUUGAAGGGGGCGUGUGAGAAGGCUGGCCAAGAGGUGCAGGAGGAGGCAGGAGAGGGCCACAGUGAGGGCCAGAGUCAGCUCGCCCAGCUUCAUGCCAGCUUUGCCAGGGCCCUUCAGCAGAUUCAGGAGAAAGAAGCCAGGGCUCAGAAGCUGGCAGGUGAUCUCUCAACUCUACAGGAGAAGAUGGCUGCCACUAACAAGGAGGUGGCCUGCCUGAAGACCUUGGUGCUCAAAGCAGGUGAGCAGCAGGAGACGGCCUCACUUGAGUUACUCAAAGAGCCCCCAGGGGCUGGAAACAGAGAGUCUGACAGGCAAGACGAACAGCGGGGACGGCCGUUCUCCAGUACACAAGCAGCGCUGAGGGCUGUGGAACGUGAAGCUGAGCAAAUGGGCAAUGAACUUGGGGGGCUGAGGGCAGCACUGAUGAAGAGCCAGGGGCAGCAGCAAGAAGAGCGUGGGCAGCAGGAGAGGGAGGUGGCACGGCUGAGCCAGGAGCGGGGCCAGGCCCAAGCCGACCUAGCUCAGGAGAAGGCAGCCAAGGCAGAGCUUGAGAUGCGGCUGCAGAAUACCCUCAACGAGCAGCGUGCAGAGUUUGCUGCCCUGCAAGAGGCGCUGGCCCACGCCCUGAGGGAACAGGAAGGCAAAGACCAGGAGCUUGCCAAGCUUCGUGAGCAAGAGGCAACUCAAAGAACAGAGCUGAAGGAGCUUCAGCAGACUUUGGAACAGCUGAGAACACAGUUAGUCAAGAAAGAAAAAGAGCACCCUGUAGGAGGUACUGGUGGGGAAGGUACUUCUGGCCCAGGAACCCAGUUGGAGACAGCUAGAAAGACAGAGGCACCAGGCCCUGAGUUGGAGGCCCUUCAGGCAGAGGUCAGCAAGCUAGAGCAGCGGUGCCAGCAGCAGCAGCAGCAGGUCGAAGGCCUGACACACAGCCUGGAGUCGGAGCGUGCUUCCCGGGCUGAGCGGGACAAAGUCCUGGAGACACUGCAGGGUCAGUUAGAGGAGCAGGCUCGGGAGCUAGGGCACAGUCAAGCUGCCUCAGCUUCAGCCCAGAGAGAGUUAACAGCCCUCCGUGCCAAAGCCCAGGACCAUAGCAAAGCUGAGGAAGAGUGGAAGGCCCAGGUGGCCCGUGGCCAGCAGGAGGCUGAGAGAAAAAGCAGCCUUAUCAGCAGCUUGGAAGAGGAGGUAUCCAUCCUGAACCGCCAAGUCCUAGAGAAGGAGGGGGAGAGCAAGGAGUUGAAGCGCCUGGUUGUAGCUGAAUCAGAGAAGAGCCAAAAGCUGGAAGAGAGGCUGCGCCUGCUGCAGGUAGAAACAGCCAGCAGUAGUGCCAGAGCAGCAGAACGCAGCUCAGCUCUACGAGAGGAGGUACAGAGCCUCCGGGAGGAGGUAGAGAAACAGCGUGUGAUUUCGGAGAACUUGCGACAAGAGCUGGCCUCACAGGCAGAGCGAGCUGAGGAACUGGGCCAGGAGUUGAAGGCCUGGCAGGAGAAAUUCUUCCAAAAGGAGCAAGCGCUCUCUGCCCUGCAGCUGGAGCAUACCAGCACACAGGCCCUGGUAAGCGAGCUGCUGCCUGCCAAGCACCUUUGUCAGCAGCUGCAAGCUGAGCAGGCCGCCGCUGAGAAGCGCCACCAAGAGGAGAUAGAGCAGAGCAAGCAGGCAGCUGGUGGCCUUCGGGCAGAGCUGCUGCGGGCACAGCGGGAGCUUGGGGAGCUAGGGCCUCUGAGGCAGAAAGUGGUUGAGCAGGAGCGAGCAGCCCAGCAGCUUCGGGCAGAGAAGGCCAGCUAUGCAGAACAACUGAGCAUGCUGAAGAAGGCUCAUGGCCUCUUGGCAGAGGAGAACCGGGGGCUGGGAGAGCGGGCCAACCUUGGCCGGCAGUUUCUGGAAGUAGAGCUAGGUCAGGCCCGGGAGAAGUAUGUCCAGGAGUUGGCAGCUGUGCGUACUGAUGCUGAGACCCAUCUGGCUGAAAUGCGGCAAGAAGCACAGAGUACUACCCGGGAACUGGAGGUGAUGACUGCCAAGUACGAAGGUGCCAAGGUGAAGGUCCUAGAGGAAAGGCAGAGGUUCCAAGAAGAGCGGCAGAAACUCACUGCCCAGGUGGAGCAGCUAGAGGUAUUUCAGAGAGAGCAGACUAAGCAGGUGGAAGAACUGAGUAAGAAGUUGACAGAGUAUGAUCAAGCCAGCAAGGUGCAGCAGCAGAAGCUCAAGGCUUUCCAGGCUCAGGGAGGUGAGAGCCAGCAGGAGGUCCAGCGCCUCCAGGCCCAGCUGAAUGAGCUGCAGACCCAGCUGAGCCAGAAGGAACAGGCAGCUGAGCAUUACAAGCUACAGAUGGAGAAAGCCAAGACCCAUUAUGAUGCCAAGAAGCAGCAGAACCAAGAGCUGCAGGAGCAGCUUCGAGACCUGGAGCAGCUGCAGAAGGAGAACAAGGAGCUUCGGGCUGAAGGUGAACGUCUGGGCCGUGAGCUGCAGCAGGCAGGGCUGAAGACCAAGGAGGCUGAACAGGCCUGCCGCCACCUUAGUGCUCAGGUGCGCAGCCUGGAGGCACAGGUUGCCCAUGCAGACCAGCAGCUUCGAGACUUGGGCAAAUCCCAGGUGGCAACUGAUGCCUUAAAGAGCCGUGAGCCUCAGAAACCGCAGCUGGACUUAAGUAUUGAUAGCCUGGAUCUGAGCCUGGAGGAAGGAACCCCAUGCAGUGUUGCUAGCAAGCUGCCUCGUACCCAGCCAGAUGGCACCAGUGUCCCUGGAGAGCCAGCUUCACCCAUCUCCCAGCGCCUGCCCCCCAAAGUGGAAUCCCUGGAGAGUCUCUACUUCACCCCCAUUCCUGCUCGGGGUCAGGCCCCCUUGGAGAGCAGCCUGGACUCCCUGGGUGAUGCCUUCCCUGACUCUGGCCGUAAGACACGCUCUGCUCGCCGGCGUACCACACAAAUCAUCAACAUUACCAUGACCAAGAAACUAGAUGUGGAAGAGCCAGACAGUGCCAACUCAUCCUUCUAUAGCACACAGUCUGCCCCUGCUUCCCGGGCCAGCUUGCGAGCCACCUCCUCCACCCAGUCUCUGGCCCGCUUGGGCUCUCCUGAUGAUGGCAAUUCCGCUCUGCUUAGCCUGCCUGGCUACCGGCCUACUACUCGAAGCUCUGCUCGUCGUUCCCAGGCCAGGAUGUCCAGUGGGGCCCCUCAAGGAAGGAACAGCUUCUAUAUGGGUACUUGCCAGGACGAGCCUGAGCAGCUGGAUGAUUGGAACCGCAUCGCAGAGUUGCAGCAGCGGAACCGAGUAUGCCCCCCGCACCUGAAGACCUGCUAUCCUCUGGAGUCCAGGCCUUCCCUGAACCUGGCCACCAUCACUGAUGAGGAGAUGAAAACAGGGGACCCCCAGGAAACCUUACGCCGAGCCAGCAUGCAGCCAGCCCAGAUCGCCGAGGGUGUUGGCAUCACUACCCGGCAGCAGCGCAAACGGGUCUCCACAGAGACCCACCAGGGUCCUGGCACUCCUGAGUCCAAGAAAGCUACCAGCUGCUUCCCACGCCCUAUGACUCCCAGGGACCGGCAUGAAGGACGCAAGCAGAGCAGCACUGCUGAGGCCCAGAAGAAAGCAGCUCCAGUUCUUAAACAGGUGGACCGGCGCCAGUCAAUGGCCUUCAGCAUCCUUAACACACCCAAGAAGCUGGGGAAUAGUCUUCUGCGGCGAGCAGCUUCAAAGAAGACCCCAGCAAAAGUUUCCCCCAACACUCGCAGUGGAACCCGCCGCUCUCCACGCAUUGCCACCACCACAGCUGGCGCUGCUACUGCUACUCCUCGGGCCAAGGGCAAGGCAAAGCACUAAAGAGUCACCACCAGUGCGUGGCCCUGCCUGUGUCCUCAGCCUGGCCCUUUUCCUUCUACUGCCCCUCAGUGCCUUCUCUCAGCUCCCAGGCCAGUGGUGGCCAUCCCCUCAGAGACAGUGGUAUUUGCCUGCACCCUUGCCUGGUACCUGGACCUUCACUGGUGCCUUUUAGGCAUCUUUUCAGAGCUGGCCCAGGAGGCUUGGAGCUUGUACAGUGUGGGGUAUUCUCCCUAUCUUGCCUCCUGAAUUCCUCCCCCCCCCCCCUUUUGGAGAAAAGUCUACUUCUCCAUCAUAACUAGAUUUGAGGCUGGAUUCUUGAGCCCAGACAGUCUUCCUUAGUCUCUGGACCUAGAAGGGACCAUUGGAGAAGCAGGCUAUGCUUCGUGCUCUUUCUGGUAGCUGGGCCUAGCAGAGCCCUUUGCUCUUGAAGCCCAGGACUGGGCAUGACCUGGUAGGAGCCUCUGCUCUUACCUCUGUCAUCUACACACAAGGACACAGAUGCCUGGAGGAUGCUCUUUUCCAGGACAGAUGGGUCCUGGGUCUCAGGGGUGGGAUAGGCGGCAGCUCACACUUGACCUUCCCCAGACUUGCACUGGGGUGGGCUAUGGAACUAUGGGAAGGUUUUUAAGGGCCAGGGAUGGAUCUUUUCUAAAUGUUAUUACUUGUAAAUAAAGUCUAUUUUUCUCCCUUGA
Onychomys torridus (southern grasshopper mouse) is the source of this 7383-nucleotide messenger RNA. It is a transcript of the gene Numa1, whose product is annotated as nuclear mitotic apparatus protein 1. Gene Ontology annotation, molecular function: microtubule binding. Bases 413 to 6691 code for a protein of 2092 amino acids. The record is from RefSeq and is a predicted model, not a curated record. Lineage: Eukaryota; Metazoa; Chordata; Mammalia; Rodentia; Cricetidae. The transcript is spliced from 26 exons. Gene Ontology annotation, biological process: establishment of mitotic spindle orientation. Gene Ontology annotation, cellular component: centrosome; spindle microtubule; spindle pole.